This is a messenger RNA of Notechis scutatus (mainland tiger snake), 2796 nucleotides long. Lineage: Eukaryota; Metazoa; Chordata; Lepidosauria; Squamata; Elapidae. The record is from RefSeq and is a predicted model, not a curated record.
CGCUACCCAGAACGCUGCUGAGCUGUAGCCCCUUUCGCGGCUCCUCGCCCGGGUUUGGUGAAUGAAGCUACGAAGGGGGAAGAGGACGCUUCCCCCCUUUUCCGAUUCUGCCUCGGUGUGCCGUGUGCGUUUUAGGGAGGCUGCAAAAGGAGGAGGGGGAGAAAACGGCGGCGAUGUCGGAAGCGUAGCCCUCGCUAGGCUUUUGUUCGGCACUGUCUGCUGAAACAGAUCCACUACUGGCUUGAAUGCAGAUGGAAAGAGUUCCGAAUCCAUUUCAUUAUCAAAAUAAUCGGGAUCCUCCCUUGGAGGCGUAUAGUCAGAACUUCAGUGAUUCCAGCAAGGGAUUGCCAGGAUGGCCAUGGGCGUGCAGGAACAAUAUGAACCUGUGGCUGAAAUUGGUAUUGGAGCUUAUGGCACUGUCUUCAAGGCCCGGGACUUGCAGAGUGGCAAAUUUGUGGCUCUCAAAAAUGUACGAGUGCAGAACAGUGAGAAUGGACUCCCUCUGUCAACAGUCCGAGAGGUGGCCCUGCUGAAACGUUUGGAGCACCUUGACCACCCCAACAUCGUGCGACUAAUGGAUGUGUGCACAACCACCCGGACUGAACGAGAAACCAAAGUGACUCUGGUUUUUGAGCAUGUAGAUCAGGACCUGAAAGCCUUUUUGGAAAAAACACCGCCUCCUGGCUUACCCGCAGAAGUAAUAAAGGACAUGAUGCGUCAGUUUUUGAGUGGUUUGGAUUUCUUACAUUCGAAUUGCAUUGUUCACCGUGACCUUAAGCCAGAGAAUAUCCUGGUGACCAGCGCUGGGCAAGUCAAGUUGGCUGACUUUGGACUGGCCCGUAUCUACAGCUGCCAGAUGGCCCUGACACCAUUGGUGGUCACCCUCUGGUAUCGUGCUCCCGAAGUGCUGCUCCAGUCAACCUAUGCUACUCCUUUGGACUUAUGGAGUGUGGGGUGUAUCUUUGCAGAGAUGUUCCGAAGGAAACCUCUCUUCUGUGGCAAAUCAGAAGCUGACCAACUGGGCAAGAUCUUUGACCUGAUUGGUCUCCCUUCAGAGGAAGAUUGGCCCUUGGACGUGUCUCUACCACGCUGUGCCUUUGCUGCUCGUUCGCCACAGCCUGUGGAGAACUUUGUCCCAGAAAUCGAGGUCCUGGGAGCUCAGCUGCUUUUGGAAAUGCUGACAUUCAACCCACUGAAGCGUAUAUCUGCCUUCCAAGCCUUGCACCAUCAGUACUUUCAGGACAAGAACGCAGGUGAAGGGUAGCACCCCAGCGAAUCCCUAAGCAUGGGGGAAGAGACUGUACAAAAGACUUUGUGAAUAUGCGUAUAACGUGAACCCUCACCAAGCGGAUACACUCAGACUAGUCCCCAAACUGUCCUGGCUGUGCUAGGAUUGAAAGGGUGGGAAGGACAAAGCUCUUGACAACAUGCAUGAAAACAGAGAGGAUCGUCUUGCAGGAAAUUGGCCAUUGAAAUCCUUUCCCACCCUGAAAACGUUAGGACUUUAUAUAGUGGCGUCUCUCUUGUCACCAUGCAUGCGCAUUCCGUAUUCCUGGGUUGAUCUCCAGUGGUGUUCUUGGAGGUCUGUUUGUAUUUGGGACAGCCUGGUUUGAGGCAUCUCGGUCAUCUAUGGGUUCUUUGCCAAAGGUCUCUUUUGGAUAGCCCCCUUUUCCCCCCUCUAAUAAUUUUUUUAAUAACAGUUUACACAUAAUAAUACUGCUGCCUUAUCGCAUUCCUGUGGCUAACAGUUUGACACUAAAGCCUUGCCUUAGCACAUUGCAGAGCUCCACCAAAAAAAAAAAAAAAAUGGGAGCAGAAGAUUAUUUUUGUAUACGCCUUCACAAUUCUUUUUUAAAUUGCCAAGACACCGGUCAGGACAGACCUACACUGUUGGCUAUCUCGGCAUGGGGAACGUGUUCAGAUGAGAGGCACUCUCCAUCUGUUUGAUUCCAAAUAUUAAUGUGAAACAUUUUUAAAAGGCUUUUAAAAAUGAUAACAUUUCAAUAAAGGAUAUAUGGGUGAGGUCCAGGCAAGUAUAGUUUGGUCUUUCCCUUUUCUUGUCACCUGACGUCGUCUCGCGUUGUGAUUAGUUUGUUGAAUUGUUAUCUGGGUUGGAUUACUCAAGUGUUGAUUCAUCCACACUUCAAAGGGCUUUCAGGAACAGAAAUUCAUAUUGCUAAACCUUUUGCUUUUCAAAUGGGAAAUCUGAUGCUUCACUUUGUGUGUUCUGUGACAUGUACUGAUUUUUCAGAAUCUCCCCAAAGAGAGUUAUUGUAAGUCCUGCUCCUUGCCUGAUCUGUUAAUGAGGAUCCUGACAAACUGUCUUGAACAUUCUUAAGCUUUGCUUAGUGCUUCUCCUCUCUCCUCUUCUCUCCUCUCUCCAUCCCCUCUCCCCCUCUCUCCUCUUCCCUCCCUUCUCCUUUCUUUCCUUUCCUUUCCCUUCCCAUUUUCUUUUCUUUUCUCCUUUCCUUAUCCAUUUCGCUUUCUGUUACAUAGAUUUCUUUUCUUUUCCCACCUGCCUUUCUUUCUUGAGGGCUGCUUUGCCCUUUACCAUGGGUCUUAUGAAGUUGAUGUAGUUCUACAAAUCUAACACACUCCUUUAGCAAGUAUGUUAGAUGCAGUAGAAGCUCUUGUCAACAUACAGAUAUGCUUGAACUAUCUUGCAGGAGGAUGAAAAGACAAGUCUUGUUCAUAUUGGCAGAUCUUUGUUUCUAGGAUAAAACAGGAAAGAAGGCCAUGGUGGGAUGCACUUUCUUUCUUUCUUUCUUUCUUUCUUUCUUUCUUUCUUUCUUUCUU